GAUGUGAUGUCCACAUUCUUCCAGUUUGGGGCUUCCAUCCAGCAAGAAGCCAUCGUCAUGCUGAAGAUCAUGCAGGAUUAUGAUUGGCACGUGUUUUCUCUGGUGACCACCACCUUCCCUGGAUAUCGAGACUUCAUCAAUGUCAUUAAGACCACAGUGGAAAAUAGUUUUGUGGGCUGGGACAUGCAGAAUGUCAUCAUACUCGAUACAGCCUUUGGAGAUGCCAAGACCCAAAUUCAGCUGAAGAAAAUUCAUUCAUCCGUCAUCCUGCUGUAUUGUUCCAAGGAUGAAGCUGUGUACAUCCUGGAUGAGGCUCGUUCCCUGGGCCUUACUGGCUAUGAUUUCUUUUGGAUAGUUCCCAGCCUGGUUAGUGGUAACACAGAAAUCACUCCCAAGGAGUUUCCUUCAGGACUAAUUUCAGCAUCGUAUGAUGAAUGGGACUACAGUUUAGAAGCUCGGGUUCGGGAUGGCCUUGGGAUUAUUGCCACUGCUGCAUCAGCCAUGCUGGAAAAAUACUCCUUCAUUCCUGAAGCCAAAACUAGCUGCUAUGGACAACUGGAGAAAAAUGACCGGCCAUCUCACACCUUGCACAAGUUUAUGAUGAAUGUGACUUGGGAAGGUAAAGAUCUGUCCUUCACCGCAGACGGUUACCAGGCACACCCCAGGCUGGUGGUGAUCGUGCUGAACAACGACCGGGAGUGGGAAAAGGUGGGGAAAUGGGAGAACAACUCGCUGAGCCUGAAGUACUCUGUCUGGCCAAGGUACAGCUCUUUCGCAGACAGCGACCCAGACGAUAACCAUUUGAGCAUUGUCACCCUGGAGGAGGCUCCCUUUGUCAUAGUUGAGGAUGUGGAUCCUUUGAUGGAAAGUUGCCAAAAAAACACAGUGCCAUGUCGUAAAUUUGUCAAAAUUAACAACAAAACUAACGAGGGGACCAACGUAAAGAAGUGCUGCAAAGGGUUCUGCAUUGAUAUCUUGAAGAAGUUGUCUAAAACUGUCAAGUUCACGUAUGACCUGUACUUGGUGACUAACGGGAAACAUGGCAAAAAAGUCAAUAAUGUGUGGAAUGGAAUGAUUGGUGAAGUGGUAUAUCAGCGUGCAGUGAUGGCUGUGGGGUCUCUCACCAUUAAUGAAGAGCGCUCCGAAGUGGUUGACUUUUCCGUCCCAUUUGUUGAGACUGGGAUUAGUGUCAUGGUGUCGCGGAGUAAUGGCACAGUUUCACCAUCUGCUUUUCUAGAGCCUUUUAGUGCUUCUGUCUGGGUGAUGAUGUUUGUGAUGCUUCUCAUUGUGUCUGCCAUGGCUGUCUUUAUAUUUGAGUACUUUAGCCCUGUAGGAUAUAACAGGAACUUAGCACAAGGGAGAGAUCCCCACGGACCAUCCUUUACCAUUGGAAAGGCAGUGUGGUUACUCUGGGGCUUGGUAUUCAACAACUCUGUGCCUGUGCAAAACCCCAAAGGGACGACCAGUAAAAUCAUGGUGUCGGUUUGGGCUUUCUUUGCUGUCAUUUUCCUGGCUAGUUAUACUGCCAACUUAGCUGCAUUUAUGAUUCAAGAGGAAUUUGUUGACCAAGUGACUGGACUGAGUGAUAAAAAGUUCCAAAGGCCGCAUGACUAUUCACCUCCUUUUCGAUUUGGAACAGUCCCAAAUGGAAGCACAGAGAGGAAUAUCAGAAACAACUACCCUGAUAUGCACCUCUACAUGACAAAGUAUAAUCAGAAAGGAGUUGAAGAUGCCUUGGUCAGCUUGAAAACUGG
Pterocles gutturalis (yellow-throated sandgrouse) is the source of this 1754-nucleotide messenger RNA. Its product is annotated as glutamate receptor ionotropic, NMDA 2A-like. The record is from RefSeq and is a predicted model, not a curated record. Gene Ontology annotation, biological process: long-term synaptic potentiation; synaptic transmission, glutamatergic; monoatomic ion transport. Lineage: Eukaryota; Metazoa; Chordata; Aves; Pterocliformes; Pteroclidae. The transcript is spliced from 8 exons. Gene Ontology annotation, cellular component: NMDA selective glutamate receptor complex; plasma membrane; postsynaptic density membrane. Gene Ontology annotation, molecular function: transmitter-gated monoatomic ion channel activity involved in regulation of postsynaptic membrane potential; NMDA glutamate receptor activity. The annotation marks the transcript as partial.